This is a messenger RNA of Ustilago hordei, 3195 nucleotides long. RefSeq names its product putative YEF3 - translation elongation factor eEF3. The transcript has a single exon. Gene Ontology annotation, molecular function: ATP binding; translation elongation factor activity; ATP hydrolysis activity. NCBI's taxonomy places the organism in Eukaryota, Fungi, Basidiomycota, Ustilaginomycetes, Ustilaginales, Ustilaginaceae. The coding region runs from base 1 to 3195 and encodes 1064 amino acids. The record is from RefSeq and is a predicted model, not a curated record.
AUGGCUCCCAAGCCUACCGCUGCUGGCAUUCCCGCCACCGUCCCCGCUAAGGACGUCAAGGGCUCUGCCGCUGCCGCUGCCAAGAGCGGUGUCGCCGCCGAGAAAAAGGAGGCUAGCGCCGAGAAUGACGCCCUCCUCUCUGGUGACAAGGAUGCUGCACAGGAGCUCACCAACCUCGUCAAAAUUGAGGGCCCUGCCGCGUUGGCCAACCUUGGCAUCGACGCCGUCAUCCUCAAAGGUCUCGGCGACAAGAAAAACGCUGCUGGCCGUGAGGGUGCUUGCACUCUCGUCUCCCACCUCUGCGAUCAGGGUGUCGGCCACGAGGUUGAACCUUUUAUCUUUGACAAGGUCCUCAACUCGCUUGUCGAGGCCAUGGGUGACAAGGAAAAGUCGGUCCAGAAGGCUGCUCUCAACUCGCUCCUCGCCUUUGUCAGGGCCAUGUCCCCCUGGGCUGCUCCCCAGCUGCUCAACGUCGUCCUCUCCCAGGCCCGCUCCGCUGGUAAGUGGCAGGUCAAGACCGGCUGCAUCACGCUCCUCGAGGAGAUGGUCACCGCCUGCCCUGAGCGCAUGGCUGCUCUCAUGCCCGAGAUCAUCCCUGUCAUGACCGAGGUCAUCUGGGACACCAAGACCGACGUCCAGAAGGCUUCUCGUGCUGCCCUCACCAAGCUUUGCGUCCUUAUCUCCAACAAGGAUAUCGAGCGUUUCAUCCCUGCCCUCAUCAACUCGCUCAUCCACCCUGUCGAAGAGGUCCCCAAGACCAUUCAGCUCCUUGCCGCUACCACCUUCGUUUCCGAGGUUGACAGCCCCACCCUCGCUCUCAUGGUGCCCCUUCUCUCCCGUGGUCUCAACGAGCGCCCCACCGCCACCAAGCGUAAGGUCGCCGUUAUCAUUGACAACAUGGCCAAGCUCGUCGACAACGAGCGCACCGUUCGUCCUUUCCUCGGCAAGCUUCUCCCCGGUUUGAUCAAGAUGGAGUCCACCAUGGCCGACCCUGAGGCUCGUAGCGUCAUUCAGCGUGCCAUCAAGACUCUCCGUGAGGUCGGUAACGUCACUGGCGACGGCUCCGAUGUCAAGCCUCUCGAGGAUGUUGAUCUCAAGACCACCCAGGAGCAGGUCAACAAGUCUCUCGGCGAGCAGAGCCUCCAGGCUCAGGCCAACCUCUCGGCCUACCUUGCCGUCCUUGUGGCCAACCUUGCCAACGCCCGCAACUUUGAGCUCACCGAGUGGGAGUCGACCCUGAUCCCCUACCUCACCCUCAUCAAGGGCUCCAAGCCUGAGCAGGCCAAGGCUGUCGCCAAGUCGCUCCUUACUGCUCUUGCCAAGACCACCGGUGACUCGGUCGAGAUCUUCGAAGACGAGGAGGAGGGUGAAGACCUUUGCAACUGUCAGUUCUCGCUCGCCUACGGUGCCAAGAUUCUCCUCAACACCGCCACCCUCCGUCUUAAGCGUGGCCACCGAUACGGUCUUUGCGGUCGUAACGGUUCCGGAAAGUCGACCCUCAUGCGUGCCAUCACCAAUGGCCAGGUCGAGGGUUUCCCUUCGCCCGAAGAGGUCCGCACCUGGUACGUCGAGCACGACCUUGACGGUUCCGAAGGUGAGAUGACCGUCCUUGACUUUAUCUGCGCCGACGAGCGUCUCUCCAUGUCCAAGGAGGAGGCCGUCAAGACGCUCCACGAGGUCGGCUUCGACGAUGCUCGUCAGAACUCGCCCAUCGCCGGUCUCUCCGGUGGUUGGAAGAUGAAGGUCGCCCUUGCCCGUGCCAUUCUCUUCAAGGCCGACAUUCUCCUCCUUGACGAGCCCACUAACCACUUGGACGUCGUCAACGUAAAGUGGAUUACCGACUACCUCUGCAACCUCAAGACGGCCACCGCCAUCAUUGUCUCGCACGACUCUGGUUUCUUGAACAACGUUUGCACUGACAUUCUCCACCUCAACCGCUUCAAGAUCAAGAGGUAUCCCGGUAACCUCGACGCCUUCGUCAAGCGUGUCCCUGAGGCUCGUGCCUACGCCGAGCUCAACACCGGCGAGGACUACUCGUUCAAGCUCCCCGACCCUCCUCUUCUCGACGGUGUCAAGACCAAGGAGAAGUCGCUCAUUAAGAUGAAGAACGUCGUCUUCCAGUAUCCCAAUACCCCUGCUCCUCAGCUCAAGGGUGUUUCCAUCCAGAUCUCGCUCGCCUCGCGUGUCGCUAUUCUCGGCCCCAACGGUUCGGGUAAGUCGACUCUUGUCAAGCUUGUCGUUGGCGACACCGAGCCCAACUCUGGUGAACUCUGGAAGCACCCCAACUUGGUCAUUGGUUACGUCGCCCAGCACGCUUUCCACCACAUUGACCAGCACCUCGACAAGACCCCUCUCGACUACAUGCUCUGGCGUUACCAGACCGGUGAGGACCUCGAGGAGCACAUGAAGUCCAACCGCAAGCUCUCUCCCGAGGAGCUUGCUGCCAUGAAGCAGGGUGAGGUCUACGUUCAUGAGGGCGUCAAGCGUAUCAUUGACGAAAUUGUUGCUCGUAAGAAGUUGAAAAACUCUUUCCAGUACGAAGUCUCGUUCAAGAACAUGUCCUCCGCCGACAACAUCUGGAUCCCAAGAGACGAGCUGAUCAAGCGUGGUUUUGAGAAGGCUGUCAUGGCCUUUGACAGCAAGGAAGCACAACGUUUGGGUAUGAACCGUCCAUUGGUUCGUAAAGAAAUCGAGCAGCACUUUGAGGACUUUGGUCUCGAGCGCGAGUUCACCUCACACAACACCAUGCGCGGUCUCUCUGGUGGUCAGAAGGUCAAGGUCGUUCUUGGUGCCGCCACCUGGCGACGACCCCACAUCAUCGUCCUCGACGAGCCCACCAACUUCUUGGACCGUGAGUCGCUCGCUGCGCUCAUCAAGGCGAUCGAGUCUUACCAGGGUGGUGUUGCCAUCAUUACCCACUCUCGUGAGUUCUCCGAAGGUACCUGCAAGGAGAUCUGGUCCAUGAACGAUGGUGUCCUCGUCGCCUCCGGUCACGACUGGACUGAGUCUAACUCCAAGGGUACUAAGCUCGAGGCUCAGGAAGAGGCCGAUGAGAUUGUUGAUUCUAUGGGCAAUGUUCAUAAAGUUGAGAAGAAGGCCAAGAAGGAAUCAGCGAGCGACAAACGUCGCAUGCGCAAAGAGAGGAUGCAGCGAGCCAAGCUUGGCCUUGGUAGCGACGACGAAGGGGACCUCUAG